This is a messenger RNA of Polistes canadensis, 4602 nucleotides long. RefSeq names its product LIM/homeobox protein Lhx2-like. Bases 1497 to 2675 code for a protein of 392 amino acids. Gene Ontology annotation, biological process: neuron differentiation; regulation of transcription by RNA polymerase II. Lineage: Eukaryota; Metazoa; Arthropoda; Insecta; Hymenoptera; Vespidae. The transcript has 6 exons. Gene Ontology annotation, molecular function: RNA polymerase II transcription regulatory region sequence-specific DNA binding; DNA-binding transcription factor activity, RNA polymerase II-specific. The record is from RefSeq and is a predicted model, not a curated record. Gene Ontology annotation, cellular component: nucleus.
GGCAGCGUCGGGAACGUCAAGCCCUCUUUUCUCUCCUCUUGACGUCCGGCCCUGGGCCACGACGCCGCGGCCUCCACGGGCCAGGGGAUCGCAAUAUUAACGAAAGUGACGGCGGAUAGCGGUUUCCCUUCGCGUGCGCAUAGACCACCAGCAAACCUCCGGCACACCGUACUUUUUUUUAACUGCUACACUUUUCCCAUAUCUAUCGUAAGAACGCGUGCGCGCGCGCGCUCGCGCUCCUGCUGUUUCACUUGUUCGUUCGGUUCGGUUCGUUCGGUUCGUUCGUUCGGUUCGUUCGUUCGGUUCGUUCGUUCACUCGCUCGCACCCCCCUCGAACCCCAACUUGGAUCGCAUUUCGCGCUAUCGCUGCUCCUCUAUUCUUUUUCUUCCUCCUCCUCCUCCUUUUACACAUCCUUCUACUCCUCCUCCUUCGCUUUCUCGUACAGACGCGACUUCUCUUUGUCCUAUACGCCUUUCAGUUCUCUCCUUCCGUUCCGUACUCUUCGAACAAGCUGAACCUUUCUUCUUCGUUCCCCUCUCUCCCCCUCCGCCCGCCCGCCCGCCCGCCUCGCCUAACCUCGCCCCCACGUCGGUGAUUGCAGUUCGAUUGCAGUGAUCGUUCGUUACUUUUUUUUCUUCCCGGUUGAUUCUAUUUUUUAUUGGUUUCCUUUUGGGAGAACAAGAAAGAAAGAGAGAGAAGAGGAAGAAGAAAAAAAGAAAUAAGGAUCGUGUGAACCAACGCAAGGAUCCUGUUCAACGCCAAAGAAGAAGAUACUACUUGCUACCUACGACUUCGUGCCACGAUUUCUCCUUUACCGCUACCCUCAACCCCCCAUUCCCUCCCCAGCUCCCACCACCUCAUCCUCUCAUCCUUUCUGGUGGACAGUGUUUUUUUUGCUCGUAUCAAGAACGAAGGGCUUUAACACUUUUUGGUGAUAUCUCUUAAGAAUCUUGUGCUACGACUUUACGCAAAGAUGCUAUCGAGCUAUGCUCGACGUGACCGACGGAAGAAAUCCGCUUAAGUUUAUCCUGCCAAUGGUGCAGAAGUCUCCGGUUAAGUUUUAUUUGAAAAUCGACGUACGCGUCUAACUCGCGAACGAAUGAAUUUCGAAGUUCCAUUUUUUUUUAUUCUUACAAGUCGAAGACGCAAUUUUUCUCACAAAGUGUCCGUCGUACGAGGCAGUCUUUGAACUCAAACCGGAGAGGCUAAAGUUCUUCUUCUUCUUCUUCUUCUUCUUCUUCUUCGAGAGUUCUCUUGGUGAUUUAUCGGAAGGAUAAAUUCGCGUCGAUCGGCCACGUCGUUCUCUCUUUCUCUCUCUCUCUCUCUCUCUUUCUCUUUCUCUUUCUUUCUGUCUUUCUCUCUGCAACGACACGAUCGGAGCGUCGGACGACAGCAUCAACGGCGGCAAGAGAACCGGCGGAAUCCACCGCCGCGUUUCCAGCUGGUUAACCGAGCUCAGAAUGUACUGGUGGAGACAGCGCUGGGUCAUGGCGAGAUGCUGAAGGAAGUCGGCUGCGGAAGUAGUACUCCCCCUGCUGGGGAUGGUGCUUUGAACAGCAACCGUCCGGUUGGCACGGCGGAGAGCAACAGUUCAGAUAGCACCCUUGGCUGCGGUGGGUGCGGAAGGGAGAUAGCUGAACGUUGGUACCUAAAGGCAGCCGAUCGUGCCUGGCACUGCGGUUGUCUUCGUUGCGGUCACUGCCGGAUGCCUCUCGCCGGCGAACGCACUUGUUUCGCUAGGGACGGCAACAUUUACUGCAAAGAGGAUUACUACAGAUUGUUCGCGGUAUCGAGAUGUUCCCGGUGCCGUGCUGGGAUCUUUCCUUCGGAGCUGGUGAUGAGAGCACGGGACCUGGUCUACCACGUGGCCUGCUUUACUUGCGCUUCCUGCGGUAUACCAUUGAACAAAGGCGAUCAUUUUGGGCAGAGAGACGGCUUGGUAUAUUGUAGACCGCACUACGAGUUGCUUUGCUGCGCCGGGGAUUACGGAAGCGGCACUGGCAGCAUCGACGACAUCGGUUCGCCGGGAGUCUCGCCGCUUCCGGCUUAUUACAGCACGGCCGAGCAGAGUCCGAUCGCGUCCUCGGGAACGGUACAGAAGGGAAGACCAAGGAAGAGGAAACUUUCCGAAGUCACCGGGUCCGAGCUUCCUGUUACGAUGAGGCUGGCCGCCGGAGCGCUGGAAUUACUACAUCCGACCGAAUUAUCAUCGUCGAUGGAAUCGCUCGCGGCGUACGACGCAUCCGUAGGCUCGCCCGGACCCGUUCAUCAGAGCCAAAGAACGAAACGCAUGCGUACGAGCUUCAAGCAUCAUCAGCUGAGAACUAUGAAGAACUACUUCGCGAUAAACCAGAAUCCAGAUGCUAAAGAUCUGAAGCAAUUGGCGCAGAAGACGGGUCUCUCGAAGAGGGUGCUUCAGGUAUGGUUCCAAAACGCACGCGCAAAAUGGCGGCGGAAUAUGAUGCGGCAAGAGGGUAGCGGAGCAAGCAGUAACGUUGGUUGUCCUGGUACUCCGGUGUCAUCGAGUACAGCAGGUUCACCAAACGUCGCUCCGCCCGUUAGCAUCCUAGGUGACAGUAACAGCAUGCCCUCGACCUCGAUGGAAGAGUUGCACGCCCUUCAUCAUUUGCAUUCCGGUGUUUCCUCUCAGGUCUCUUUUUCCGAUCUCUACUGACGACGGCUUGAGAUGGAGGAAGACGGUUAUAGUACCCUCUCCAGCCAUCUUGGAUGAGAAAACGUCAAGGAAGAAGAUACGGACUUCUCUCUUUUUUUUUUUUUUCUUAUCAUCGAAGGACGUUAACGUCCAAUUAGUGAAAACUCCUGAUGAUAACGGUCAAGGAUACUCGUGGAAAUCCUUUAUUAUUUAUCAUUCUUCGAAUACAUUUUUUGAACCAAAAAAAAAAAAAAAAAAAGAAAAGAAAACCCCAUCGACAAAAUUAUUCACGAAGAAAUUGAAUUUUCGUUUAAAAUAAAUAAACAGAGAUAUAGAGAAGUCUUUAUCGUUGACUCGGGAAAAUUCUUAUAGAAAAAAAGGAGAAGAGACGAGAGAUUAGCUUUAAAAGAUAAGUGAUAAUAACCAUAGUUCCAUGCACAUUUUAAUUACCAAAGGGUUUCUAAACGAUAGUCACUCUCUCUCUGUCUCUCUCUCUCUCUCUCUCUUUCUCUCUCUCUCUCUCUCUCGUGGAAAACGUACUCCUGUUUAAGUACUUAGAUGUGAGAGAGAAACGCCAUUAGAACACGAUUAACGAUCAUCGACGAAUAAAUUCAUUCUCUCAAAUAGAACCUCGAUAUUAAUUAUUUCUAAUUAUUAUCGAAUACAUCAAGAAUCCCGAUAAAAAAAAAAUGUUAACGAAUUUUUCCUACAUGGAUAAAUGAAAUUUAAUUAUUUUCGUUCGUACGUGUUCAAUUCGGCGACAACGAGUAAAAAUUCGGCAUUUUUCUGACCAAUUUUCGUUCGUCACAUCUUCCUCUUUUAUUUUUUAUUUAUUUUUCUUCGUAAAAAAAAAAAAAGAAUUAUUUGAGAGACGUCGAGACGUCGUUUAGCAAACACGUUACGGUAAUAUCGGAUCGAACGUGUGUUAUAGUUGAAAAGUAAAAAAGUCGAUAAAGAAAGUAGAGAAAAAGUUUUGCAUAUAAUAGAAAUGUGACGAAGACGAGAGAAAUAAAAAUAAAAAUAAGAAAGAAAAAAAAAAAGAAAAAGAAAGAAAACCUUUUGAUAAAUAAUAACGAUCGACGGUUAAACUUAGGGAAAAAAAAAAUAAUGUCUUAACAGCGUUCCUCUCCUCGUGCCAAAGUGUAGCUGCUAAGAUUAGGGAGAAUUUCACGAGCCGUUCGAAUUCAAUAGAUUACAAGCGAUAUAUUUUUUCAAGAAAGUUGUCGGCAACAACCAGUCAGACACUUCCCGAUCGUCGAUCGUACGAUCGUUCGUUCGUUCGUUCGUUCGUUCGUUCGUUCUUCUUCCGGCUUUUCAAAUCGCAUUUGAAUAAGCGAGAAAAUAAAUAAUAUAAAGAAAAAGAAAAAGAAAAGGAAGAAGAAGAGAAAUUUCUCGAUCUUAUCAGAAAUAAAUCGACAAGUUCGAUUUAUCGGUUUAACGAUAUACUAAAUCGAUCGACGUUUCGAGGAAGCGUUCACAUUCCAGGUCUGUCUUUGAAUCCGAACGUAAGUACGGCUCUGACCACUGCUCAAACAGUUGAUGUAUAUUAGAAGCAAAACAGAACAAAAAUUGAUGCAAACAUUUUUAGAAGAAGAAGAAAAAACACGGAAAAUAAUUUUAGAUAGAAUCCGACGUUUUGUAUCUAUAAACGAAGGAAACAAAUAAUUUAAAUAAAAUCGAGAUAAUCGUUAGAUCGAUCGCCCGAUUUUUUAUUCGUUAUUUGGCGACACUUCCUACAGAGAAAAAAAAAAAGAAAAGAUAAAUAAAUAGAAAUAAAAAACGUCUUGCAUCGAAUAAAAGAGCCGAAUUGAAGUCGUGCGUUUUAGGUACUACUUGCGCGUAGCGUUUAGCGACGAUUAAUGUGCGUCUGAACUUCGUAAAAAAAAAAAAAAAAGAUGAACCAGUUUACGAUAUGGUUUAACGAAAGUAAAAUUAAAAAAAAAAAAAA